UGCCGCAGUGGUGAACCGUCACUUGGCAACCACAAAACCAUGGGCGGAGUAUGUAGCUAUUGGACGGUGGUCGUGCCUACAAAGUCCCCUGCAGAGGCCAUGGCGGAGCAGUGGUUGUUUGCGCUGCCCAUGGGAAACAACUUCUUUGCUCGACUGGACUGCAUCCGUUUCGACCGUGGGUGGCUGUUCUUGGCUUGCUGCUUGGUUCAAUUCUGCGCCGGAUUCAUUUACUCGUUCAUGAUGCUCGCCGACAGUUUGGACGUGUAUUUCUACGGCAAAGUGACUAAGGCGUCCAGUCGCGUGAUGCUGCUGGCGUAUGUUUGCUUGGGGGUGUCCGCCGCCCUCGCCGGUCCGUUUGUGGAGCGUCGGGGGCCUCGGUAUACCAUGGUGGUGGGAACUGUAGUUGUGGCGUGGGGCCAAGUUUUGUCCCAGCUGGCCAUUUCGUACAAGACGCCGCUCUUGCUCCUCCUCGGUUUUGGAGUGUUGGGGGGACUAGGCUUUGGCCUGCUUUUGAUUGCGUCGAUCGCAACAGUACAGAAAUGGUACCCCGACAUGCGAGGCGCCGCGUCUGGACUGUGCAUUUUUUCCUUUGGUGUUGGAAAUGGGGCGUUUAUCAAGGCUACGUCAAUGCUGCUGAAUGUGCCGGUGGGGGCCAUUACAGUGGUGCUCACCGGCCAAGGCAUGACGAAAGUGUUUUGGACCACAGGCGUGUUCAUUGUGGGAGUGUUGGUCGUUUGCACGCUGGUGCUUCGAACGCCACCUGUAUCGUACACUGUCAAAGGGAAAGACAUUCAUAAUGUCGAUACACACCGAGCCCCCAACCCCUCGCUGGUACAAGAUGAGUACCUAAAUGUUGGAAUGACGCUGGUCAACUAUACGGUGGUGCAGCACGAGCUGAACGGAUCCGAUGGAUUCUACUUCCAGCAAGUCAAAGCUAUGACGCUGCUCCAGUGCAUCGCUUCGACAGAUUUCGUCUGUUUAUACGUGGCAUUUACAGCGAAUAUCAUGCCGAUUUUGAUCUUUUUGCCGGAAAUUCGACAAUUCGCCAUUCAAAUCAUCGGGAUGCAGACCCAAGACCAAGUGAAUUCGUUCUUCGUCAACAUUUAUGUUGGGAACCUAGGCGGUCGGCUCGCCGCCCCGCUGCUGUCGGACCUGCUCAUUCGCGUGUCUUAUGCCAACCCAGCUUAUGCAAGAAAGCUCAUGUUUCUGGGUCUGUUGGUUCUGCAGUGCCUUGCCUUGAUCUUUCUACCGAGCCAGCUGCACAACCCCAUUGCCGUCCAGCGCCUAGCCAGCGUCCUGACCUCGGCAGCAGGAGGGGGCCUGGCCCUCAUCCCGUGCUUCAUCACCGACAUGUUUGGCGUGUACAAUGCGGGCACCAUGUAUGGAGUGAUCUGGACCUGCUGGACCCUGGGGGCCGUCGUGUCUGGAUACUUUCUGUCCAACCAACUGUUUUCGGUCGAGAGUGUGUGUGACCAGCUGUACUGGAUGCUGAUUUUAACCGGCGUCGGCUGCGGCAUGAUGAUCUUUGUGCGCACCAACUCGAUGGACAGAUUUUUCUGCGGGUACCAGUUCAGUGCAUUUGGGAAGGUGCUCGUGCAAGUGCCGUUCCAACUGCCCCCAAGAGAUACCAUCCUGGAUUUAGACCGAGAGAACCACAGCGUCGUGACGAUGCUCACACCUACAAGCCAAGGCAGCGAUCGUGGGCUUAUACUGUGGAAUGCUGAAACCGAUGGAAAAGAUCACGAAAAUCAAGCGCAGCGGGACUUUAGUUCAUAAAUAUCUGUACGAGAAUGAAUUGGUUGUAUAUUGAUAUUGUGAAUUCGCAAUAAACUUCUAAAUUUCGC
Aphanomyces astaci is the source of this 1844-nucleotide messenger RNA. RefSeq lists its product as hypothetical. The transcript has 5 exons. Gene Ontology annotation, molecular function: transmembrane transporter activity. The coding region runs from base 40 to 1776 and encodes 578 amino acids. Lineage: Eukaryota; Oomycota; Saprolegniomycetes; Saprolegniales; Verrucalvaceae. The record is from RefSeq and is a predicted model, not a curated record. Gene Ontology annotation, biological process: transmembrane transport.